Prorocentrum cordatum is the source of this 1880-nucleotide messenger RNA. The record is from the annotation of a GenBank genome assembly. NCBI's taxonomy places the organism in Eukaryota, Dinophyceae, Prorocentrales, Prorocentraceae.
GCCUGCUGCCGCAUAAGUCCUGCUGAAGGUCAUCGCGCCAAAGCGCACCCCUGCUAACUCUGCUAAAGUGGUUCUUGCUGCACGGCCUGCUGCGGCAAAGCGUCUUGCCUUGCUGGAAUCGGGCUUGGGCUUCAUGACCCCCUCAUCGUGAUCCAGGUCGUCACCGAACGCAUGCUGGCCACUGGUUGCAGGCUGGCGCAAGAUUGACCGUGAAGUACAUCGGGCUUCCCGUCGGGCGCGAUUCGCCGGCGACGUUGCAACAGAUCGCUCGUUCCUGGGGUCAUCCCGUCGGUCCCUCCUCUCGGUCGUCUUGGCCCUCGGCACGCCGGUGGCCCUUUCGUCCCCUCGUCUCCGUCUCAGGGCCGCGUCGCCGCCCCGCGCGGAGGUGCAGUACGUGCUGCUCCUCCUUGGCAACUCCAAGGAGCCGAUCGCCCCGCUGGCCGCACCGUCGCCGAGCACGCGAGCCGGGUGGGCGAAGGCGCUGAAGGCCGACCCCGCGCUGGUGCUGGAAGGCUGCGCUUCUGGCACGCCGGGCCCCGCGGCGGCGGCAUGGGCCUGCCGACGCCCACGAGGUGCUCGCGCCCCGCGGCGGCGGGGCUCCGCGUGCCUGGGCUGGGCGCGGCCCUGGUGCCCUAUAAGCUCUGCGGCCGCGGCCGAGGCCGGGGCCCGCGGGCGGGCGGCGCAGGCUACCCGCCGUGAGCGGGCGAGCGGGUGGGCGGAGGGCCCGGCCUGGGGCGGAGCGGUGCGCGGUCGGCGCCCCCGUCCCAGGCCCCGUGCGCGCCGCCGUUUGCGGGGAACUUGAAAUCCAUGCCUGGCACUCGCGCCCUGUGCGCGCUCGCAGUGCGAAAAAAAGUGCCCCCACCUCAGCGCCAACCCUGCUCUGGCCGCCGCCGGGCGUGUGGCCUGCGAGUCCGCGCCGGGCGGCCCCGCGGCGGCCGCUGCCUCCCUGCGGGCCCUAUCCCCCUCUUCCCCGCGGCGCCCCCCUCCGCGGCCGGGGAUGUCGGCCCCGCCCUGGUUAGCCACCUGGGCGCUUGCGCGGCCUCGGCGCUCGGCGCGGCGGCGGUCCCUCGUGCUUCCACUGUCCCGCCGCCCGUUGCGGCUGCUCUUCCUGAAACCGGACUUGGCCACGCCCAGCACGCAGGAGGUGGUGCACAUGGCGGAGCACCAUGUGCUGUGGCGGCUGGCGCUGCUGGCUUGGCGGCGGGCGGCCAGGCGGCGGCGCCUGCGGCGCCUGGGGUGCCCCCGAGGAUCUCUCCCUCACCGGUUCGGCCGCGCGGCUCGGGCUCUUCGGCAGCGGCGGGGGCGGCGGUUGCCGACAUCCCGAGGCGCGGCCUGGCGCGCUCCCUGGUUCCCGCGCCCAGGGGAAGCAGGCGGCAGGCCCCGCCGUCGGCGGCCUUCGGAGCAGGCGUGCCCGUCUCCCCCCUCGGUGCGGACCAGGAGCCAGCCGCUGGCCUCGCCAGCGUCGUCGGGCGGGCUCCUGCUGGACCCCCGACGGCUUCACCCGAUGACGAGAGUGUGUGCAAGGUGCGGCUCGCCCUUCGCGGCCAGGUGGCAGCUCUCGGCCCGGUGCGUGUCAACGGACAGGGCACAGCGGCUCUGCGCCUCAGCGGUGCCUCCCUCAGGCUUGUGGAGUUGUUGGAUGUUGCUGACGCCCUGGAGACUGUGCAGCAGCUGGUGCUGUUCAACGUCCACGGCCCCUCCGCCGACCGCUGGAUACUGAACGUCGCCCGCUCCCUUGGCCUCUCGGAAGCGGCUGUGGCGCAUGUUGUGAGGUGAGCCUUCGGCGGCGUUGCAUUUGCUGUGCGUAAUCCGUGCCGCGGCUUCUCUUGUGUUCUCUCGAAUUCUAUGCGUGGUUACGGGUCUCGGCCCUUGGCGUGAGA